Molecule: messenger RNA, 2814 nt
Organism: Populus euphratica (Euphrates poplar)
Lineage: Eukaryota; Viridiplantae; Streptophyta; Magnoliopsida; Malpighiales; Salicaceae
Product: RNA-binding (RRM/RBD/RNP motifs) family protein
Exons: 18
Coding region: 60-2591 (843 amino acids)
Molecular function (GO): mRNA binding
Source: RefSeq, a predicted model, not a curated record
UUUAGGUUCGACCAUACCAAACUCGCGGUUUCCAUCGCCACACACACAAACACAGCACAAUGGGAAAGAAGAAGAACACGCAUGAAAGUGGCUCCGCUUCCGAGCACAGCUCUAGCACUCUUUUCGUCUCCGGCUUACCUUACUCUUUCACCAACUCUCAGCUUGAAGAGACUUUUAGUGAUGUCGGUCCAAUCAGGCGCUGCUUUAUGGUCACGCAAAAGGGUUCGACUGAGCACCGUGGAUUUGGUUUCGUUCAAUUUGCGCUUAAGGAUGAUGCUAACCGAGCUAUUGAGAUUAAGAAUGGCUCGUCAGUUGGAGGCCGGAAAAUUGCAGUUAAGCAUGCUAUGCACCGUGCGUCAUUAGAACAGCGUCGGGCAAAGGCAGCUCAAGGUCAAGGUCAAGUUCAAGGUCAAUAUCAUGUUGUUUACUCAGAUGAUGCAACGAAGACCAUGGAUGAUAAGGGCAGUGUUGCCUCUAAGCCAGAAAAGCAUGUUCUGAAUGUGCUGGAAUCAGGGAAACCUCGAGAGCCAAGAAAACCAGCAAAACUUGUCACUGAUCUAACUGAUAAAGAGAAUUGUUCUGAAAAGCAGAGGGUUGCUAGGACUGUGAUAUUUGGUGGCCUUCUUAAUGAUGCUAUGGCAGAAGAUGUUCAUCAGCGAGCCAAAGAGACUGGCACUGUGUGUUCUGUAACUUAUCCCCUUCCCAAGGAAGAGCUGAAAAAACAUGGCCUCGAACAAGAUGGAUGCAGAUCAGGUGCUUCAGCUGUACUUUUCACAAGUGUCAAAGAAGCACGUUCUUGUGUGGCAAUGCUACACCAAAAAGAAAUUAAAGGUGGAAUUGUUUGGGCACGGCAGCUAGGGGGGGAGGGUUGCAAGACACAGAAAUGGAAACUUAUUAUCAGAAAUCUUCCUUUCAAGGCCAAACCAAAUGAGAUAAAAGAUGUGUUUGAAUCAGCGGGCUUUGUUUGGGACGUGUUUGUUCCACAUAAUUCUGAAACAGGGUUAUCAAGGGGUUUUGCUUUUGUCAAGUUCACAUGCAAGCAGGAUGCAGAAAAUGCCAUUCAGAAGUUCAAUGGGCAAAAGUUUGGCAAAAGACCCAUAGCUGUUGACUGGGCUGUUCCAAAAAAGAUUUAUAGCAGUGGUGCUAAUGUGCCUGCUGCUUCGGAAGAUGGACAUCAGAAUGAAAAAGACAGUAGCUGUGAGGAUUCAGAUUAUGACGACGACGACAACAAUGAUACAGAUGUUAUUGAAAAAAAACAACGGCAUGAUGGGGUUGUCAUUGCCUCACCUGACUCAGAUUUAUCUGAAAAAGAAGACACGCCAACUGAAGUUGAUUUUGAACAGGAAGCAGACAUUGCAAGAAAAGUUCUUAGGAAUUUGAUCACAUCAUCUUCUAAAGAUUCUGCUUCUACUAACAUGGAUGAUGAUGUGUUGCCCAAGGGCAUUGAGGAGUUGGAUACUGUUGUUGUGCCAAGUAAGUUGCCUGGCGAGUCUGAAAAUUUAUCAGGGAGUCCUCUAUCCAGUGGCAAAAGCAAACCAUCUACUAAGCACAUAGAUGGAGAAGAUGAUUUGCAGAGAACUGUUUUUAUUAGCAAUCUUCCUUUUGAUGUUGAAAGUGGAGAAGUGAAACAACGGUUCUCUGCAUUUGGGGAAGUGCUAUCCUUUGUCCCUGUCCUUCAUCAAGUCACCAAGCGACCUAGAGGGACUGGUUUUCUCAAGUUUAAAACAGCAGAUGGGGCUACUGCUGCAGUUUCAGCUGCUAAUGUUGCAUCUGGUCUGGGAAUUUUUUUGAAAGGUAGGCAACUGGCGGUCUUGAAGGCUUUGGAUAAGAAAUCAGCGCACGAUAAGGAAAAAGAGAAGACCAAAAUUGAGGACCGGGACCAUCGCAAUCUUUACUUGGCAAAGGAAGGCCUUAUUCUUGAGGGGACUCCUGCUGCUGAAGGUGUCUCAAUUAGUGAUAUGGCUAAGAGGAACAGGUUGCAGGAAGAGAAGAUGACCAAGCUGAAAUCUCCAAAUUUUCAUGUCUCUAGGACCAGGCUUGUUGUAUACAAUUUACCAAAGUCAAUGACUGAAAAACAACUGAAGAAGCUUUUCAUUGAUGCUGUUACCUCACGUGCCACAAAGCAAAAUCCUGUGAUUCGACAGAUGAAGUUUUUAAAGAAUGUAAAGAAGGGAAAAGUUGUCACGAAGGACCAUUCACGUGGGGUUGCGUUUGUUGAGUUUACGGAGUAUCAGCAUGCACUGGUGGCCCUGAGGGUUCUUAAUAAUAAUCCUGAAACUUUUGGUCCUGAACAUCGCCCAAUAGUCUCGUUUGCUCUUGAUAAUGUUCAAACUUUGAAACUGAGAAAAGCUAAGCUUCAAGUGCAGCAGCAGGAAACCCAUAAAGAUUUCCAAGAUACGCAGGAAAAUGACAAGUCGCGGGCUCCAAAUGCCAUUCCAAGCCAGAAGGAGAUGUCCAGAAAAAGGAAAUCCAGAGUUGAGAAUAGAGCAGUCAAGGACCCAGAAUCAAAUAGAAUGGAUGAAGUGAAGAAUAAGGAUUCCUAUAGGACGGGACUUGAGAGAAGACCUGUGCUUCUUUCCUUCGGGAAUUGAUGCUUUUGAGCUCAGCAAAUACUUCCUAUUUGCACAUUUUCAGUAUUUCUUGUUGAUCUCACAUACAUACUUCCGCAUCCCAUCAUACAUGUUCGCUAGUAUAGAUUGAUGAUGAUAGCAUGACACGAAUUAAAUGCUAGGGAUGGAGACAAGUCAUCACCGUCAUUUCAUUUCGUUCAAAGAAAUAAAAUCAUAACCAUCAUUGACUUUAUGGAACCCACGU